Messenger RNA from Oncorhynchus masou masou (cherry salmon), 4944 nucleotides. Its product is annotated as Y+L amino acid transporter 2-like. The record is from RefSeq and is a predicted model, not a curated record. The transcript is spliced from 11 exons. Gene Ontology annotation, biological process: amino acid transmembrane transport. The coding region runs from base 838 to 2313 and encodes 491 amino acids. NCBI's taxonomy places the organism in Eukaryota, Metazoa, Chordata, Actinopteri, Salmoniformes, Salmonidae. Gene Ontology annotation, cellular component: membrane. Gene Ontology annotation, molecular function: basic amino acid transmembrane transporter activity; L-amino acid transmembrane transporter activity.
CUUUUUCCGAAAGUUCCAUAAGAGCUGGAGGAAGGAGCCGUGUGCACGUUUUGCCAGACGCAUUGAAUAAACGGUCUUUUAUUAUACCUUAUCCGCCUUGUCCAGAGUCUCAACUUGAUCUCAUUUCUCAUAUUUUAUUCAUUAACAGUAUAUUUCUAAAUCUAAUAAAACAUUGUUUAACUUGACUUUUAACCAAAAUAUAAAGGCUGGAGGUUACCGUGGUAACGGGCGGUGAGAGGUUGCGCUUGAGUAAACAGCGACUUGAAUCCCAGACAAGUUUAUUUCAACUCUAGCGGGAGGAAAAUAUGUGAUGGAAACGGUUAUGCGAAUACUGUAUGUUACAUGGGUAGUGUGUCACUGCAUUAUGUUCGUGUGCACUACGGAUGUGUGUGCCUGUUAGUGGAAAAACAGUUGGUCACAAGACCUUGCUGUUGCAUUCAUUAGCACUUUUCCACGCUACCUGCUACCCAGAAACAAAUCCUUCUUCAACUCCUCCUCCGCUACGGCUUGUGGCUCAGAGACGCUGUAGAGAAACUCUAGACUUGCUACCACAUUGUACCUCCUUCUUGUCGAGAGUACAGCUGAUCAAGAACAUUGAUGACCAUCUGCUGAGAGCCUCUGACAGUGGCCUUGUUUAGUGAGGUGCUGCUUCCACCCGUCUCCAUCCUUCUACCCCGGUCUCCAUCCUUCUACCCCGGUCUCCAGCCCUGCACCGGUCUCCAGUCCUUCACCCUCUACUUUGUUCUUAUCUCCACUCCAUCUUUCUGUCCCCAAUCCCUCUACCCUGGUCUCUGCCUCAACCCUCCACCUUAUUCCUACCCUCCCCGAACCAUCACCAUGGGGGCUGAGAAAGACACAGACACCAUUUUGACUGGCUCCAUGCGUAUGAAGCAGGAAAUCUCCCUGCUCCAAGGGGUCUGCCUCAUUGUGGGAAGCAUGAUCGGCUCAGGCAUCUUCAUCUCCCCCAAAGGGGUGCUCUUCUACACAGGCUCCUUCGGCCUGUCUCUGGUGGUGUGGGCCAUCGGCGGGGUCUUCUCUAUUUUCGGGGCCCUGUGCUACGCCGAGCUGGGAACCACCAUCCGCAAGUCUGGGGCCAGCUAUGCCUACAUCCUGGAGUCCUUUGGUGGCUUUGCGGCUUUCAUUAGGCUGUGGUCGUCCCUGAUGCUCGUGGAGCCAGCAGGCCAGGCUGUCAUAGCCCUCACCUUCUCCAACUACCUGGUGCAGCCCUUCUACCCCACGUGCUCAGCCCCCUACGGUGCUGUGAAACUCAUAGCAGCAGCCAUCAUCAGUCUCCUGACGUGUGUGAACUGUAUGAAGGUGAAGUGGGGGGCCAUUCUCCAGGUGGUCUCUACAGUAGCCAAGGUCCUGGCCCUCAUUGUCAUCAUCAUUGCUGGGAUGAUCAAGCUGGGACAAGGCCAGACGCAGAACUUUGAGGAUUUGUUUAAGGGUUCGAAAGUGAACCCUGGGGACAUGGCCCUGGCUCUGUACGCUGCGCUCUACUCCUACUCGGGCUGGGACGCACUCAACUUCAUCACCGAGGAGAUCAAGAACCCGAAGAGGAACCUCCCAUUGGCAAUAGGGAUCUCCAUGCCCAUCGUCACAGUGAUCUACAUUCUGACUAAUAUAGCUUACUACACCGUUAUGGAUGCUGGCACUGUGCUGGCCAGUGAUGCUGUGGCUAUGACUUUUUCUGAUUUGGUCCUGGGUUGGGCUCGGUGGCUGAUCCCCUUGUCAGUGGCCAUCUCCUGUUACGGAGGACUCAACUCCUCCAUCAUUGCUGUCUCCAGGCUGUUCUUCGUGGGCUCCAGGGAGGGCCAUUUACCCAACGUCCUCUGCAUGAUCCACGUCGAGCGCUACACCCCCAUCCCAGCACUGCUCUUCAACGGAGGCAUGUCUCUGAUCUACCUGUGUGUGAAGGACGUGUUCCAGCUCAUCAACUACUUCAGCUUCAUCUACUGGCUCUUCAUCGGCCUCUCCAUCGCCAGCCAGAUAUACCUCCGGUUCAAGGCUCCCAACAUGCCCCGGCCCGUCAAGCUCUCUCUGUUCUUCCCUAUAGUGUACUGCCUAUGCAGUGUGUUCCUGGUGGUAGUACCUCUCUACAGUGAUACCAUCAACUCUCUGGUUGGUAUCGGGGUGGCUUUGUCUGGAGCUCCAGUGUACUACAUCUGUAUCCACCUGCCCCCCUCCUCCAGGCCUGCCUUCCUGGGCAGGAUGCUCGAUGCGAUCUCCCUGAACACCCAGAAGCUGUGUCUGUGCUGUGUGGCCUCACGUGACCUAGACCUGGACAACAUCCCUGAGGAGAAGCUGGAGUGAGAGAUGAAAGGAGGUGUGGAGGGAUGGAGGUAGAUACUGAGCCAAAGGUGGAAACAGGCAGACCACAAUCACAGCUACACUCCUUCUGCGCCAAUGAUGAACAUUUGUUUUUAAUGAUUUUUUUGCCAGGACUUUAUUAUUAAUAAUGUGUGACUUGCUUGUCCUAUGGGACUGUACAGUGUGUGUGUGUGUUCAGUGCUGAGGAAAGCCACUUUCUAGUGCCGGUGGACUCUGACAACUUCAUGCAUGCAGCACAAUGUAGUUCACUCCUACUGGUUACACCUAUGGAGACGAUCAACCAUGGGAGUUUAACCAUUUAACAACGCAAGAAUUUCAAAUGGAGAUUUGAACAGGCCCUACUGAUCAUUUAGGAGGAGUAGGUUUUCAUCAGCAGGACCUACUGAAUAAAGCUAGUGGAGAUUUGAUAUUUUUUUUAUAUUAAAUGAGUUAUUUGUUUUGAAAGAUGGAAGUGUCAGUCAAAGAUGCCCAUUCUGGCCAUACUUUACUUGCAGUAGGCCAGGUGGUGUGUGUGCACAAACUGCACAUGGGUUGAGCCGUUAUGGCAUCAAAGUAAUGUUUAUUGGUGAAGCUGACAGACGGUGAAUUUUUAUUUUACCUUCAUUUAACUAGGCAAGUCGAUUAAGAACUUGCCCUUGUUCAGGCCAGGAUACGUUUCCAAUAAUAUACAGAAGACUGGUCUCAAUGUUUUUUUGUGUGUUUUUUUUUUAAAUAAAAAAUAUACCCAUUAGAUGGCGAUCCUAUUCAUGACAUCUCUGCCAUAGACUUACCAUGGUGUCAUGCAUGUCUUGCUCUCUGUUUUUUUAUAGACCUAGAAAUCCUACGACAUGAAUUUGGUAGGAUCCAAUGCCGUAAAUAUGCACAUUCAUGCAAUUUGGAUAAACACAUGAUGCAGCUUGCAGGAUUAGAGGACUGCAACAUCUCCUUUAUAAUGCAAUUCAUUGAGAAGCCAGAUCAAAUAUUAAAGCUACUGGCUGAUACAUAUUUGAUUUCUAUGCACCAUCUAGUGGUAGUUUUAUGAACUUCAGGUUGUUGAGAGCAAGUCAAUGUUGUGGAUCACUGCACUCGGGGCACUUGCAUCCAAAAGUUGUUGUUCUGAAUGCCCUGUCUCUUAUUGGUGUAUGCAUGUAUGUUGUCAUUGGACAUUUGCUUUAAAGGGGCAAUCAUCAGUUUAAACUAUAACAAUGUGGCGCAGUGGUCUAAGGCACUACAUCUCAGUGCUAGAAGUGUCACUACAGACACACUGGUUUGAAUCCAGACUGUAUCUCAACCGGCCGUGAUUGGGAGUCCCAUAGGGUGGUGCACAAUUAGCCCAGCGCAUUCUGGGUUUGGCCCUGUAGGCUGUCAUUGUAAAUAAGAAUUUGUUCUUAACUGACUUGCCGUGUUAAAUAAAAUGGGUACUCCCUGCCCCUGUUUUGGUAAAAAGCUGAGGGAGAAAUAUAGCCACUCAAAUUCAUAGACAGUGCUAUGAAUGCAAGGACUGACCAUCCAUGAUAUCAAAAUGAUAGUCUUAACCAUUUUGAGGCCGUUUGUUUUUCUCGGUUCUGAUGGUGAACGUCAGUUGAACUAAGCUCAUCAGGCAUUUAUAAUUUAUAUUCUUCAAGAAUCAAUGGGUACAUAUCAUUCUUUUAUAAGUCCAAAAAUCGAUGGAGCAACUCCAUAUUGACCCUUUUUAAUAAAUGAUCUCAUUCCAUCAAAAGCUGUUUACCAAGUCCUUUCACCUGUCAAUCAAAUCAAUUUGUUUGCAUUACAUGAACUGAAUGUGAAACGGUAACAUUUCCAUGGAUGUGUGACUGCCAUUUGAAUGUUUUUGGAGUUGGUUUUUUUGUCACUUUUUAUAGUUCUCAGUGGUCAUUUGUAAUUGUAAUAAUUUAGCAGAUGCUGUUUCAGAGUGACUGAAAUUAGCAAUUAGGGUUAAGUGCCUUGCUCAAGGGCACAUCGACAGAUUUUUCACCUAUAAAGCACAUAAAUCCAUUUUUACAUUUGGGAAUUAUUAUGGUCAGGUUAUGGCAGAGUCAAUAUGAACUGUGGUCGACCCGUCUCACUCGCUUUAUCAAUGUCACCCUUGGUGAUAUCACUUUAUCAAUGUCACCCUUGGUGAUAUCACUUUAUCAAUGUCACCCUUGGUGAUAUCACUUUAUCAAUGUCACCCUUGGUGAUAUCACUUUAUCAAUGUCACCCUUGGUGAUAUCACUUUAUCAAUGUCACCCUUGGUGAUAUCACUUUAUCAAUGUCACCCUUGGUGAUAUCACUUUAUCUUCGACUGCUUUUGGUUCACUUUCUGCAAUCAUUUUUACUCUACAUUACUGCAUAACUAUGGAUUCCAAAGUACUGGUGACAUUUUAACAAAUGAACUCAUUAACUUCAAUCUGUCCAUCCACGUGACGGAAAUAGGCGUUUCCUACCGUCAUUCCUAAUUCACAGGAUCUGUACAGGUAUGUGUAUAGCAUGUUACUUUAAAAAUCAAAGGUUUAACUUCACAAUGAGUGACUAGGUCCAUCACUAUACAUUACAGAACAACAGGCGUUUCUGUUUCAAUCUUUAGUAGGAAUAUUAUAUUUGGGUGUCUGAACUUGCUGAAUAAAAUAUCUCCCACAGGGGAAAACAGUGGUG